GAACUUUUAAAGUAAUGCGACUUUAACAAAAUAAUAACGUAUACACAAGGGUCAAACAUAACUGCUCAUCCACUAAACCAUUGCUAUUUAAAGUACAAAAUAUUAAGUUUUAGCAUAAAGAAAGCAGUCAAUAAAGAAAAAAAUCAAGAAAAAUGAAGCUCAGAGACUCUUCAAUCUUUCCGUCCGUGAUUGUUUUCAUGAUUAUUAUCUCACUUUCUUCGACCACUAAAGCUUAUGCAACACUUCAUGAUUAUCAAUAUACCAAGACAAAUUCUAUCCAAUGCCUCUCACAUCAUUCUUCUUCAAACUCCUCCCAUAAUAAUGAUAUCACCAAGGUUGUUUACAGUACCACAAACUCUUCGUACUUCUCUGUUUUGAAUUUCACUAUAAUAAACCCUAGAUUUUCUUCUCCUUCUACACCAAAACCGCUUUUUAUCAUCACACCCCUCCAUGAAUCUCACGUCCAAGCUGCCGUGGUUUGUUCCAGAAAACAUGGCGUGCAGAUCAGAAUAAGAAGCGGCGGCCACGACUACGAGGGCCUGUCCUACGUCUCCGACGUCCCAUUUGUCGUAAUCGAUCUGAUAAACCAUCGGUCAAUAACUAUAGACGUUGAGAAAAGAACGGCUUGGGUUCAAGCUGGAGCUACCCUCGGCGAGCUUUACUAUGAAAUCAACGUGAAAAGUAAAACUCUAGCCUUUCCCGCCGGAGCUUGCCCUACAAUAGGCGUUGGCGGCCACAUAAGCGGCGGAGGUUAUGGCUCAAUCUUCAGAAAAUAUGGCCUUGCAGCGGAUAAUGUUAUUGAUGCUCAGAUAGUUGACGUUGAGGGUAGAGUUCUCGAUAGAGAAACUAUGGGGGAAGAUUUGUUUUGGGCCAUACGCGGUGGCGGUGGAGCAAGCUUUGGAGUCAUUCUUGCCUGGAAAGUUCGGUUAGUUCCGGUCCCGGAAACGGUGACAGUUUUCGCUAUAAAUAGGAACUUGGAACAUAACGUUACCAAGCUUGUUCAUAGGUGGCAAUAUAUAGCAGACAAACUUCAUAAAGAUCUGCUCCUAGCUGUUAGAUUUCAAACGGUGAAAGUGAAUUCUACUCAAGAAGGGAGUUACAAAAAAGAGCUUCAAGCUACAUUCAUUUCGGUGUUCCUUGGUAGAGUUGAUGGUCUUCUUGACUUGAUGGGAAAAAGGUUCCCUGAGUUAGGUUUGGCGAGAGAAGAUUGCACCGAAAUGAGUUGGAUUGAGUCUGCGCUCUUCGUUGCUGGACUCCCAAGGGAACAGUCUCCAGAGAUUUUGCUUGACCGAACACCUCAAUCUAGAUUGUCUUUCAAGGCAAAAUCAGAUUAUGUAAAGGAGCCGAUUCCGGAGAAAGGGUUGGAAGGAAUAUGGGAAAGGUUGUACGAAGAAGAGAUUGGUAGAGGUGUUGUUAUCAUGAGUCCUUACGGUGGGAAAAUGAGUGAGAUUUCGGAAUCGGAGCUUCCAUUUGGGCAUAGAGCUGGGAACCUGUAUAAAAUUCAAUACUUGAUUUAUUGGGAAGAAGAAGGGAAUGCUACAGUAAUGGAAAAGCACAUAAGUUGGAUUCGAAGACUUUACUAUUACAUGACUCAGUUUGUGUCCAAAAAUCCGAGAUCAGCUUAUAUCAAUUAUAGAGACCUUGAUAUUGGGACAAAUAGCAACAACGGUACCGCAAGUUAUGCACAAGCCAGCAUUUGGGGAGUCAAAUAUUUCGGCCAUAACAACUUCAAUAGGUUGGUCCAUGUCAAGACUAUCGUUGAUCCAACAAAUUUCUUUAGAAAUGAGCAAAGUAUUCCUCCACUACGUAUUGAGUAUUCUAGUUAAUUAUCUAUUUCUAAAAAUAAGGGCAAAAUGGAGAUUAUCAUUGAGUUUAUUUAUACCAAUAAAUUAUACUUUGUCCAAAAGAUCUGUUUCAUGAUGUAUAUCUUUGGUAGUUAUAUAAAACUGACUAUAUGAAACA
This is a messenger RNA of Humulus lupulus (European hop), 1962 nucleotides long. RefSeq names its product tetrahydroberberine oxidase-like. Bases 153 to 1826 code for a protein of 557 amino acids. The transcript has a single exon. The record is from RefSeq and is a predicted model, not a curated record. Gene Ontology annotation, molecular function: oxidoreductase activity; FAD binding. NCBI's taxonomy places the organism in Eukaryota, Viridiplantae, Streptophyta, Magnoliopsida, Rosales, Cannabaceae.